Molecule: messenger RNA, 933 nt
Organism: Passer domesticus (house sparrow)
Lineage: Eukaryota; Metazoa; Chordata; Aves; Passeriformes; Passeridae
Product: olfactory receptor 14A16-like
Exons: 1
Coding region: 1-933 (310 amino acids)
Biological process (GO): G protein-coupled receptor signaling pathway
Cellular component (GO): membrane
Molecular function (GO): odorant binding; olfactory receptor activity; G protein-coupled receptor activity
Source: RefSeq, a predicted model, not a curated record
AUGUCCAACAGCAGCUCCAUCAGCCACUUCCUCCUGCUGCCAUUGGCAGACACGCGGCAGCUGCAGCUCCUGCACUUCUGCCUCUUGCUGGGCAUCUCCCUGGCUGCCCUCCUGGGCAACGGCCUCAUCAUCAGCGCCGUAGCCUGCGGCCACCACCUGCACACGCCCAUGUUCUUCUUCCUGCUCAACCUGGCCCUCAGCGACCUGGGCUCCAUCUGCACCACUGUCCCCAAAGCCAUGCACAAUUCCCUCUGGGACACCACCACCAUCUCCUACACAGGAUGUGCUGCACAGCUCUUUUUCUUUCUGUUCUUCAUCUCAGCAGAGUAUUUCCUCCUGACCAUCAUGUGCUACGACCGCUACGUGUCCAUCUGCAAACCCCUGCACUACGGGACCCUCCUGGGCAGCAGAGCUUGUGCCCACAUGGCAGCAGCUGCCUGGGCCAGUGCCUUUCUCUAUUCACUGCUGCACACAGCCAAUACAUUUUCCCUGCCCCUGUGCCAUGGCAAUGCCCUGGGCCAGUUCUUCUGUGAAAUCCCACACAUUCUCAAGCUCUCCUGCUCACACUCAAACCUCAGGGAUCUGGGGCUUCUUCUCAUAAGUUUUUUUUUAGGUUUUGGCUGUUUUGUGUUCAUUGUUUUCUCCUAUGUGCAGAUCUUCAGGGCUGUGCUGAGGAUCCCCUCUGAGCAGGGACAGCACAAAGCCUUUUCCACUUGCCUCCCUCACCUGUCUGUGGUCUCUUUGUUAGUCAGCAGUGGCACAUUUGCCUACCUGAAGCCCCCCUCCAUGUCCUCCCCAUCCCUGGAUCUGGCCCUGUCAGUUCUGUACUCGGUGGUGUCUCCAGCCCUGAACCCCCUCCUCUACAGUCUGAGGAACCAGGAGCUCAAGGAUAUCUUGAGGAAUCUGAUUACUGGAUUUUUUCAGAAACACUAA